Scomber japonicus (chub mackerel) is the source of this 4860-nucleotide messenger RNA. It is a transcript of the gene grin2ba, whose product is annotated as glutamate receptor, ionotropic, N-methyl D-aspartate 2B, genome duplicate a. Gene Ontology annotation, molecular function: NMDA glutamate receptor activity; transmitter-gated monoatomic ion channel activity involved in regulation of postsynaptic membrane potential. The record is from RefSeq and is a predicted model, not a curated record. Gene Ontology annotation, cellular component: postsynaptic membrane; NMDA selective glutamate receptor complex; plasma membrane. The coding region runs from base 16 to 4860 and encodes 1614 amino acids. Gene Ontology annotation, biological process: synaptic transmission, glutamatergic; excitatory postsynaptic potential; monoatomic ion transport. Lineage: Eukaryota; Metazoa; Chordata; Actinopteri; Scombriformes; Scombridae. The transcript has 14 exons.
CCCCCUCCCCACCACAUGGCCCUGCCCAACAUCCUGCGCGGCCUCAGCAUCGCCGUGGUCCUGGUGGGCAAUUUCAGCGAGAUGGCGCUGGCCGGGGCCCGGGAGAAGGAGGACUUUCUUCACAUGGCGCCCAACGUGGAGGUGCUGACCAUGAAUGAAACGGACCCUAAAAGCAUCAUCAAGAGCAUCUGCGACCUAAUGACGGAGCACUGGCUGCAGGGUGUGGUGUUCGGGGAUGACACCGACCAGGAGGCCAUCGCCCAGAUCCUAGACUUCAUUUCUGCCCAGACUCAUAUCCCCAUCCUCGGAGUCCGCGGGGGUUCCUCCAUGAUCAUGGCUGCCAAGGAUGACAACUCCAUGUUCUUUCAGUUUGGCCCCUCCAUCGAGCAGCAGGCCUCGGUCAUGCUGAACAUCAUGGAGGAAUACGACUGGUACAUCUUCUCCAUCGUAACUACAUACUACCCGGGUUAUCAGGACUUUGUCACCAAGAUCCGUAGCACCAUCGAGAACAGCUUUGUGGGCUGGGAACUGGAGGAAGUUUUACUACUCGACAUGUCCAUAGAUGACGGAGAUUCAAAGAUCCAGAACCAGCUGAAGAAGCUCCAGAGCCCUGUCAUUCUUCUCUACUGCACAAAGGAGGAGGCCAACACCAUAUUCGAGGUGUCCCAUUCUGUUGGGAUUACUGGCUACGGCUACACGUGGAUAGUGCCCUCGCUGAUAGCCGGAGACACUGAUGUAGUGCCUGCAGAGUUCCCCACAGGUCUGCUCUCUGUGUCCUAUGACGAGUGGGACUACGGCCUAGAGGCUCGCGUCCGCGACGGCGUGGCAAUUAUCACGAUGGCAACAUCCACCAUGAUGAUGGACCGCGGCCCUCACACCCUGCUGAAGUCCGAGUGCCACGGAGCUCCUGACAAGAAGACCCCCAUCUCAGGCAACCCUAACGAAGUGCUCAGGUACCUGAUGAAUGUGACGUUCGAGGGGCGUAAUCUGUCGUUCAGCGAGGACGGAUACCAGAUGCACCCCAAGCUGGUCAUCAUUCUGCUCAACAAGGAGAGACAGUGGGACAGGGUGGGUAAAUGGGAGAACGGUUCCCUAUCCAUGAAGUACCAUGUGUGGCCUCGCUAUGAACUGUAUGGGGGGGCAGCAACCAGGGAGGAUGACCAUCUGUCCAUUGUGACAUUGGAGGAGGCUCCGUUCGUCAUUGUGGAAGACGUGGAUCCGCUUAGUGGGACCUGUAUGAGGAACACUGUGCCCUGCCGGAAACAGAUCAAAACACUUAAUCAAACAAAGGAUUCAGGGAUCUACAUCAAGCGUUGCUGUAAGGGUUUCUGUAUCGACAUCCUGAAGAAGAUUGCCAAGUCGGUCAAGUUCACGUACGACCUUUACCUGGUUACUAACGGCAAACACGGCAAGAAGAUCAAUGGAACAUGGAAUGGCAUGGUGGGAGAGGUGGUGUUGAAAAACGCCCACAUGGCCGUUGGCUCCUUGACCAUCAACGAGGAGAGAUCAGAGGUCAUCGACUUUUCCGUCCCCUUCAUUGAGACGGGCAUCAGUGUCAUGGUCUCCCGUAGCAACGGCACUGUUUCGCCCUCGGCCUUCUUAGAGCCCUUCAGUGCGGAUGUGUGGGUGAUGAUGUUCGUGAUGCUGUUGCUGGUGUCAGCAGUGGCUGUGUUUAUAUUCGAGUACUUCAGCCCUGUGGGCUACAACCGCUGUCUGGCUGACGGCAGAGAGCCUCAUGGUCCAUCUUUCACCAUUGGUAAGGCCAUCUGGCUCUUGUGGGGUCUGGUCUUCAACAACUCUGUGCCAGUGCAGAACCCCAAAGGCACCACCAGUAAGAUCAUGGUGUCAGUGUGGGCCUUCUUUGCUGUCAUCUUUCUGGCCUCCUACACUGCCAACUUGGCUGCUUUCAUGAUCCAGGAGGAAUACGUGGACCAGGUAUCUGGUCUCUCAGACAAAAAGUUCCAGAGUCCCAACGACUUCUCGCCUCCGUUUCGGUUCGGCACUGUCCCAAACGGGAGUACAGAAAGAAACAUAAGGAAUAACUAUCCAGAGAUGCACGGCUACAUGACAAAGUUCCAUCAGAGAAACGUCAACGAGGCUCUGCAGAGUCUCAAGGCUGGCAAACUAGACGCUUUCAUUUAUGAUGCGGCCGUACUGAACUACAUGGCUGGCAGGGACGAGGGCUGCAAGCUGGUGACCAUUGGCAGCGGCUACAUCUUUGCCACCACUGGGUACGGCAUCGCCAUCCAGAAGGAGUCUCUCUGGAAGAGACAUGUGGACCUGGCCAUCUUGCAGCUCUUUGGAGACGGUGAAAUGGAGGAGCUAGAGUCCCUGUGGCUGACAGGAAUCUGCCACCACGAGAAGAAUGAAGUGAUGUCCAGCCAGCUGGAUGUGGACAACAUGGCGGGUGUCUUCUACAUGCUCGGAGCCGCCAUGGCUCUGUCACUCAUCACCUUCAUCUGCGAGCACUGGUUCUACUGGCAGCUGCGCUUCUGCUUCAUGGGGGUCUGCUCCGGCCAACCCGGCUUCGUCUUCUCCAUCAGCAGGGGCAUCUACAGCUGUAUCCACGGGGUGCAGAUUGAAGAGAAAAGCAGCUCAGCAUUGAACUCCCCAUCAGCCACCAUGAACAACACCCAUUCCAACAUCAUGCGCCUCUUACGCACCGCCAAGAACAUGGCCUCCCUGUCAGGGGUGAACGGCUCACCGCACAGCGCUCUGGACUUCAUCCGCCGCGAAUCCUCCGUUUAUGACAUCUCCGAACACCGGCGCAGCUUGGCGGGCCACUCGGACUGCAAGCCACCGUACCUGCCAGAAGACAACAUGUUCAGCGACUACAUCAGUGAGGUGGAGAGGACGUUUGGCAACAUCCACCUGAAGGACAGUAAUCUGUACCAGGACCACUACAUGCACCAUCAUGGCUCAACACUAGGGCUCAGCGGACCCCCUGCCAACAGGCCCCAUAGUUUGGGCAGCGCUAGUUCUCUGGAGGGCGGCAUGUUCGACUGUGACAGCCUAGGUGGAGGGGUGGCCCCUAUUUUCACCACCCAGCCCUGCUCAGCACUGACCCACAGGAACAUGAGCAAAUUUGACCUGCUGUCUGGACAGACUCCUCCCCCGAGUCAGGGCUUCAAGGGAGGCCUGCCUGACCUGUACGGGAAGUUUUCUUUCAAGGGAGGUGCCUCAAGUUCCACCUUCAUCCCUGGGCACGGUUACUGUGGAGGGAGAGGAGAUGACGAUGGGAACAUACGUUCAGAUGUCUCUGACAUUUCCACACACACGGUAACUUACGGGAACCUGGAGGGUAACGCCAAGAAGCGCAAACAAUACCGUGAUAGCCUGAAAAAGAGGCCGGCCUCUGCCAAGUCCAGACGGGAGCUGGACGAGAUCGAGCUAGGCUACAGAAGGAAACCUUACCACAUCAGCCACCACCACUACCAUGGCCACCGCUCCUCCUCCCCGCCACUUUUCCCCGCUGAACGCAAGCGAGGAGGAGGAGGUGGAGGAGGAAACAAUGACGGUAACUCCUAUCUCUUCAGAGAAAAGGAGAGUGUUAGGGAUUUUUAUUUGGACCAGUUUCGGCCCAAAGAGGGCGUGCCCCAGUGGGAACAUGUGGACCUGACAGAGGGUCCUGGGAGUAGAGAAGGAGUAGUGGGGACCUGCACCACCCUGGUUCCAGUGGAUGACUUUCUUAAGAGCAAACCCAAAAAGUCAGAUUCAAAGAGUGGGGGAGGAUCUGGGCUGGCAGGGGGAGACUGGGAGUGCAGGAACUGUCGGGCCAGUGGGGGAGGAGGAGGCAAACAGAUGUCCAUGCAUGGAGGAGGGGGUGGUGGCGGGUAUGGUGGUGGUAUGAGCUGCGGGUCUUCGGGAGGCGGAGGAAACAGCCGACCCAGCUCUGCGACCUGCAUGCGCUGCGAGGGCUGUAAAAAGACAGGAAACCUCUAUGAUAUCAGCGAGGACAACAACCACCUCUUGGAACAGAUGGGGGGAGGGAAAGGUGGGGGAGGAGGUGGAGGUAUGGGUGCAGGCCCUCAGUCUCAAUCUCAGGCCCAGCAGAGGAGGAAGAGCGGAGGGUUCGGCAAGCCACUUAGGAGGCAGCACUCGUAUGACGCGUUCGUCGACCUCCAGAAAGAGGAGUCGGGCGGGAUGGGAAGUUUGAUGGGGGGUCUGGGUGGAAUCGGAGGGAUGAGCAACGCAGGUGUAGGAGGAAUGCUGCCCCCACCCAGGAGUGUCAGCUUGAAGGAGAAAGAACGCUACAUGGAGGGCACCAGCCCCUUCGCACACAUAUUCGAGCGCCAUGGGGGCUCGGAGAGAGAAAGGGAAAGAGACAGGGACCCACUGUUUUACGGAGGUGAGGGCCGGAAAGGACCCGGCUCACCAUUCGGCCUGUUUAGAGGUGGUGAUGGCCUGCACCGCCGCUCCAUAGGUGAGAGAGACAUGAGAGACCGGGAUAGGUCUUUGAUGGAAGGCGGGGCAGCAUUCUCUUUAUCCAAAUCUCUUUACCCCGACCGGGUAAACCAAAACCCCUUUAUACCCACCUUUGGCGACGACCAGUGUCUGAUGCACGGAGCCAAACAAUAUUACAUGAAAAAGCAACAGCAGCAGCAGCAGCAGCAGCAGCAGCAACAAGUUGCCAAAAACAGCCGAAGUGACUUCAGGGGCCAGAUGAGUACAACAUCUUAUCUGCCAGCAUCCGCCACGGCCGGGGUAAUGUCCAAUGUGGCCCCCCGGUUCCCGAAAGAGCUCAGCCUCGGUGGAAUGAACCACCACGGCUCCAUGCUGGGGGUCGGCCCCCCGCGCCCCUUCAAUGGAAGCAAUGGCCAUGUGUACGAGAAACUCUCCAGCAUUGAGUCUGACGUGUGA